UCUACACGCAUAAUUUCUUCGCACUGGCACCAGGGGCAGGGCAGGAUGAGCUCCGGCGGCUGCUCAACGUGCCUGGAGAUCAUCGCCGCCGUGCUCCCGCCGCUCGGCGUCUUCUUCCGGUUCGGCUGCUGCAGCUCGGAGUUCUUCAUCUCGCUGCUGCUCACGGUGCUGGGCUACGUCCCGGGCAUCGUCUACUCCGUCUAUGUCGUCUUGAAGACGCGGCUGGAGCUGCCGGGCAUCGACGGCGACCGCCCCUACUACAUCCUCGCCUGAGAAGCUCCUCCGUGCAUACUGUUGUACACUGUGUCGUUGUCGCCAUUGGUGGGACUGGAGAUCGAUGGUUUGUCAUUGCGUCGUGGCCGGUGGUUGUACCUGCAGUGCUGUUUCUUAUUGAAUGGACUGGUGCAUGCUGCGUAA
Messenger RNA from Aegilops tauschii subsp. strangulata, 417 nucleotides. RefSeq names its product hydrophobic protein RCI2A-like. Lineage: Eukaryota; Viridiplantae; Streptophyta; Magnoliopsida; Poales; Poaceae. Gene Ontology annotation, cellular component: membrane. The record is from RefSeq and is a predicted model, not a curated record.